GCUCAGUGUGGGCCGCGGCGCGCGAGGGGCGGCGACGGCCGCGGGUGCCCGAGCAUGGCGGCGGCCGCGGCGCUGGACAGCCCGUCGGGGGCCGCUUCCCCGGCCGUGGCCGAGCUCUGCCAGAACCCCCCGGAGACCUUCCUGGAGGCCUCCAAGUUGUUGCUCACCUACGCGGACAACAUCCUCAGAAACCCUAAUGAUGAAAAAUAUAGAUCCAUCCGGAUUGGAAAUGCAGCUUUCUCUACUAGACUCUUACCUGUCAGAGGAGCUGUUGAAUGUUUAUUUGAAAUGGGCUUUGAAGAGGGAGAAACACAUCUUAUCUUUCCUAAAAAAGCCUCAGUGGAGCAGUUGCAAAAAAUUCGUGACCUAAUCGCCACAGAGAGAAGUAGCAGAUUGGAUGGAUCAAAUAAGAGCUAUAAAGUAGAAUUAUCUCAGCAAUCAACAACUACUCCCCAGCUCCCUGUUCCACAGUCUUCAAAUCCUCCUGGGUUAACCCAGCAAGCAGGGGACCACGGAGGGCAGCCAUCAAAUCCACCGUCUGCUUCAAUGGUUACAGCUGGCCACCCCAUCCUUCUACAAGCUCUGCAGUCCAACAUUCAGCACGUACUGCUCUAUGAGAACCGUGCUCUCCAGGAGAAAGCACUGGCCUGUAUUCCAGUCCAGGAACUGAAAAAGAGAUCACAAGAAAAGUUCACGAGAGCUAGGAAGUUGGAUAAAGGUACUAAUAUGAGUGAUGAGGACUUCCUUUUGCUGGAACUUUUGCACUGGUUUAAGGAAGAGUUUUUUCACUGGGUGAAUGAAAUUUUGUGUACUAAGUGUGGUGGCCAGACUAAGUCUAGAGGUGCAUCAUUAUCCCCCAAUGAUGAUGAGCUGAAGUGGGGUGCAAACAGAGUAGAAGACCAUUACUGUGACACAUGCCACUUAAGCAACCGUUUCCCAAGGUAUAAUAACCCAGAGAAACUUCUGGAAACAAGAUGUGGGCGAUGUGGCGAGUGGGCCAAUUGUUUUACACUGUGCUGCCGGGCCUUAGGAUUUGAAGCUCGCUAUGUUUGGGAUUACACAGACCAUGUCUGGACAGAAGUAUACUCCCCCUCUCAGCAGCGGUGGCUGCACUGUGACUCGUGUGAGGAUGUCUGUGACAAACCACUCCUGUAUGAAAUAGGAUGGGGCAAGAAGCUUUCCUAUGUCAUCGCUUUUUCUAAAGAUGAGGUGGUUGAUGUCACUUGGCGAUAUUCUUGUAAACAUGAAGAAGUAAUCUCCCGAAGAACUGAAAUUAAAGAGGAUAUACUUCGAGAAACUAUUAAUGGACUUAAUCGUCAGAGACAAAUAUCUUUGUCAGAAAACAGAAGAAAAGAACUCCUUCAGAGGAUAAUUGUGGAGCUUGUUGAAUUUAUAUCUCCCAAGACCCCUAAACCUGGAGAACUUGGUGGAAGAAUAUCUGGGUCAGUGGCCUGGAGAGUAGCCCGAGGAGAAAUGGGUCUAGAGAGAAAAGAAACCCUGUUUAUCCCCUCUGAAAAUGAGAAGAUUUCUAAACAGCUCCACCUUUGUUACAAUAUUGUGAAAGAUCAUUAUGUUCGCAUUUCAAAUAAUAAUGAAACCAUUUCUGGAUGGGAGAAUGGUGUGUGGAAAAUGGAAUCCAUAUUCAGAAAAGUUGAAACAGACUGGAACAUGGUGUAUUUAGCCCGAAAGGAAGGAUCUUCUUAUGCGUAUAUUUCAUGGAAGUUUGAGUGUGGAGCAUUUGGCUUGAAAGUAGAUAGCAUUUCCAUUAAAACAAGUAGCCAAACCUUUCAGACUGGAAAAAUACAAUGGAAAAUGCGAUCUAAUUCAGCACAAGUAGAACUUACAGGAGAUAAAACUCUUCACACGUAUCAGGACUUUUCUGGUGCCACUGAAGUUAUUCUGGAAGCAGAAUUAAGCCAAGGAGAUGGUGGUGUUGCAUGGCAGCAUACCCAGCUGUUUAGACAAAGCUUAAAUGACCAGGAAGAGAAAUGUUUGGAGAUCAUUAUAAAAUUCAGUGACCUUUAAGGACCGGAACGUUAUCAAAAAGCUGGCAAUAAUCAAAGCCUUACUGCAUUCUAAAAUAGUUUGUUGGUUCGGUGCAUGCUUAAUUGGCAAUUACCCUCUGCCGCGUAUUUCUUUUGCUAGCUCCUCAUCAUGUAACGCUCAUGAAACUAUAUCUUUGUAUGAUGGACCAUAAUGAAACCGUGAAUUAAAAGCCCCGUUCCUUAUGUGACUAUCGAGUAAAAUCUUCCUGCACCAAAAUGAGAUUUUAAAUCUGAAAACCUGACAAGUAUAGUUUUGGAAGUAAAUGAAGGAAUUCUUGACUAUUCGUGAUUACAAGAAAGUUUUGAGCUAAUAAUAGUUGACUUCUUUUUGAUAAGCCAUUAAUUUCUUCAUGAGUAAAUUUUCUAAGCCUUUAAUUGUUAAUAAAUGGGAAAGUCCCUUUUAAGUUAUAUAAUGCACGGAAAUUUUUAUCUUUGUAAAUAAGCAUUUAAGAAAUAAAAUUAAUUAUUUUGCCUUA
This is a messenger RNA of Sorex fumeus (smoky shrew), 2521 nucleotides long. It is a transcript of the gene NGLY1, whose product is annotated as N-glycanase 1. Gene Ontology annotation, biological process: glycoprotein catabolic process; protein quality control for misfolded or incompletely synthesized proteins; protein deglycosylation. Gene Ontology annotation, cellular component: nucleus; cytosol; cytoplasm. Gene Ontology annotation, molecular function: peptide-N4-(N-acetyl-beta-glucosaminyl)asparagine amidase activity. Lineage: Eukaryota; Metazoa; Chordata; Mammalia; Eulipotyphla; Soricidae. The record is from RefSeq and is a predicted model, not a curated record. The coding region runs from base 55 to 2025 and encodes 656 amino acids. The transcript has 12 exons.